AUGGUCCACCAGGACGCGAAAGAAGUGGCCGAGCUGGUCGACAGCCUGGAGACCGCCAGCAAACGAACCAAGGCAGAAGGAAAGAAAAACUUCGUCUGCAAGAAGUCUACCUUCCACGUGGGACCCUCUCAGAAGACCACGGUAGACUCGUGGAAAUUCAUGGAUUGGGACUACAAGCGCUCGGACCUACCGACCUACGCCCGCGGACUGUUCACGACGCGACGCAAGGACGGCACGCCCGAGAUCGCCGUGCGAGGCUACGACAAGUUCUUCAACGUCGACGAGGUCAACGAGACCAAAUGGCGGAACAUCGAGAUGAACACGCGGGGUCCGUACGAGCUCAGCGUGAAGGAGAACGGCUGUAUCAUCUUCAUGUCGGGGAUGGAGGACGGCACGUUAUUGGUCUGCAGCAAGCACUCGACGGGCGUGCGGACCGACGUGAGCGCCAGCCACGCACAGGUGGGCGAGCAAUGGGCGGAGAGACACGUCCAGGCAGUCGGGAAAUCGGUCAAGGACCUGGCGCAGGAGCUGCGGAGGAUGAAUGUGACGCUGGUGGGCGAGCUCUGCGACGAUAGCUUUGAGGAGCACGUUCUUGCCUACGAUGAAUCCGCGGCGGGGAUCUACGUCCAUGGGCUCAACUACAACGUGCCCCAGUUCGCCACGUGCCCCGGCUCGGAGGUCCAUGCCUUCGCCGAUAAGUGGGGCUUCAAGAAAGCCAAGUUUGUGACCUACGACGACCUCGACUCUGUCAAGAAGUUCCUGGAUCAGUGUGCGGAGACGGGGACGUGGGAUGGCCGCGAGACGGAGGGAUUCGUCGUUCGGUGCCAUAUGGGCCGCGGCGGCAAAGCCCCAUUUGAGGAUUGGUUCUUCAAGUACAAGUUUGAAGAGCCAUAUCUGAUGUACCGGCAGUGGCGCGAGUGCACCAAGGCCGUCAUUGCCGGAAAGGUCCCGAACAUCAAGAAACACAAACAAAUCACCGAAAAGUACCUUCAAUACGCACGGAGACGGCUUGCAGGGAACCUCAAGUUGGCGAGAGAAUACCAGCAAAACCACGGCAUCAUCGCGCUGAGAGAUGGCUUCCUGAAGGAGCAGGGGCUCAACGGGUCCGAAAUCAUCGCAAUGGAGCACGAGGCGCAGUCGCGGGAGGACGUCGACAAUGUGAUCAUCACUCCGAUUGCGUCCCUGGGAUGCGGCAAGACGACCGUGGCACUUGCUCUGACCAAGCUGUUCGGAUGGGGUCACAUCCAGAACGACAACAUCCCCAAGCAGAAGAACAAGGGAAAGAAGUUCUCGCUGGAUAUCACCAACACGCUCAACGAGAAGCCCGCGGUGAUCGCCGACCGGAACAACCACAUGAGACGCGAGAGACAGCAGCUCAUGGACGACAUCUUCCCCAUUCUCCCCAACGCCCGGUUCGUCGCCCUGCAGUACGUGCACGAACCCAAAGGCGAACUCCUCCCCGGCAUCCGCGAAGUCACUCGCAAGCGAGUGCUCGACCGCGGCGACAACCACCAGACCAUCCGCGCGGGAAGCAAAGACUCCCAGGAGAUCGUGGGCAUCAUGGAGGGAUUUCUCACCCGGUUCGAAGCCGUGAACACAGACCGCGGACCAGACAAGUACUUCGACCAAGUCCUCGACCUCGACGUGCGAGCCUCCUCGCGAGAGAACCUCGAAAUUGUCGUGAACGCCCUCCACUCAUUCUACCCGCAACUCAUCAAGCAAGUCCCCACAGCGCAAGAACUCGACGACGCCAUCAAAUGGGCAAUGACAGAGUACGAAGUCCAACUCGACCUCAGCCACCAAUACCCCUCAAACACCAAACAAAAGAACAAGCACGCCAACCCCACCACCACCACCACCCCAACAAUACCAACCAAACCACCCCCCACCCCCAACCCCAGAAGACCUCUCCAAAAAAAUCGAAUACUUCAGCAUAACCCUCCCGACCCCGGAAAUAACCACCCUCCUCCACACCCUCUUCCCCCCGGCACGGACGCAACCAAAUCCCGCACCUACCACCACCUCUCCAACACGCGCCGCAUCCAGCCCACCUUCCACGUAACGCUCAUCCACCGCGCCUCCAAACGCGACCACCCCUCAACCUGGGCCUCCUACACCCAGCAAUACAUCCAGCGCAUGCACAGCAAGCCCGAAUCCGACCCAACCAUCACACCCACCCUAGGCGCCGCGCGCGUGCGCCUCGAGCGGUUAGUCUGGGACAGCCGACUCAUGACGUUCGUCGCGCGCAUCAUGCCUCCCGACCACGCCGAGCAGGAGGCGUGGGUCUGCGCUAACGCCAUCCCGCACGUUACGGUCGGGACGGUCUCGCCGGACGUGAAGCCUAAGGAGAGUGGGGAUCUGCUGCAGCGAUGGUUGGAGGGUGGGUCGGGCGGGGAUACGGGGAUUUGGGAGGCGGAGAUUCCGGGAGUGAAGGUCGUUAGUGGAGUUGUUGGGGAGGUGAUGAGUAGGGGGAAGUAGAUAGUAUGCAAGUAAGUAGUUAGAUUAGGGGAGGGUUGAUUGAUUGAUUGAUUUUUUUUUGUGCAUUGUUAUGGAGUGUUUGUGUUGUUGCAGUGAGUGAGAUAGGGUAUAGGCAAGAGCAAGUAGGAGGGUAUUGCGUUG
Aspergillus campestris IBT 28561 is the source of this 2619-nucleotide messenger RNA. Its product is annotated as tRNA ligase. Gene Ontology annotation, cellular component: nuclear inner membrane. NCBI's taxonomy places the organism in Eukaryota, Fungi, Ascomycota, Eurotiomycetes, Eurotiales, Aspergillaceae. Gene Ontology annotation, molecular function: ATP binding; RNA ligase (ATP) activity; GTP-dependent polyribonucleotide 5'-hydroxyl-kinase activity. The coding region runs from base 1 to 2478 and encodes 825 amino acids. The record is from RefSeq and is a predicted model, not a curated record. Gene Ontology annotation, biological process: tRNA splicing, via endonucleolytic cleavage and ligation. The transcript has a single exon.